Nerophis lumbriciformis (worm pipefish) is the source of this 882-nucleotide messenger RNA. The record is from RefSeq and is a predicted model, not a curated record. Lineage: Eukaryota; Metazoa; Chordata; Actinopteri; Syngnathiformes; Syngnathidae.
AUGACUUCGUUGACUCAGCGGAAUUCGGGCCUUGUGCAGAGGCGAACCGAAGCCUCUCGUAGUGCCGCUGACAAAGACCACUCGCCCGGCAAAGAGGACCAAGAGUUUAGGCCAGGAGAAGAUCGAGGCGAUGACGAUAGUCGAGACUCAAAAGAAACACGCUUGACUUUAAUGGAAGAGGUGCUGUUAUUGGGACUUAAAGACCGAGAGGGAUAUACAUCCUUCUGGAAUGACUGCAUUUCAUCAGGGUUACGAGGGUGCAUGCUGAUUGAGCUCGCUUUACGCGGACGUCUUGAGUUGGAAGCCUGUGGUAUGCGGAGGAAAGGUCUGCUUGCCAGAAAGGUCAUUUGUAAGUCAGAUGCUCCGACAGGGGACGUCCUUCUGGAUGAAGCAUUAAAACACAUCAAAGACACCCAACCACCAGAGACUGUGCAGAGUUGGGUUGAACUACUCAGUGGAGAGACAUGGAAUCCCCUGAAACUUCAUUAUCAACUGAGAAACGUCCGUGAAAGACUCGCCAAAAAUUUGGUGGAGAAAGGUGUUCUUACCACUGAAAAGCAGAACUUCCUGCUUUUUGAUAUGACCACGCACCCGCUUACUAACAACAAUCUCAAGCAGCGCCUGAUUAAGAAGGUCCAGGAGGCUGUAUUGGAAAGGUGGGUGAAUGACCCCCAUCGAAUGGACAAGCGACUUCUUGCACUCAUCUUCUUAGCCCAUUCCUCUGAUGUCCUGGAAAACGCCUUUGCACCAUUGCUGGAUGACCAGUACGACCUGGCAAUGAAAAGGGUACGGCAGCUUCUUGAAUUGGAGCCUGAAAGUGAAAGCAUGAAGGCUAACACAAAUGAGCUCUUAUGGGCUGUAAUAGCUGCAUUCACCAAAUGA